Molecule: messenger RNA, 6402 nt
Organism: Neolamprologus brichardi
Lineage: Eukaryota; Metazoa; Chordata; Actinopteri; Cichliformes; Cichlidae
Source: RefSeq, a predicted model, not a curated record
CAUUACUCAUUGUGCAGGUGGAGCAGCGUUCCUCGGAGGCGGUGGCGUUGUGCUCAUUGCAGUACGCUGAUAGUCGAUAUUGUUGUUUUAUCGCAGAAAGUAGCUCUAGUUGUCGCUCGCAGAAGAUCGGUGGCUCUGGAUUGUGUGAAAUACUCCGACGUUCAAGUUCAAACAGUAGCUGGAGGUGGCGGUAAGGUCACAUAGUAAUGACUCAGCAACCGUCGUCUGCUGAGGAGAGUAAACUCGGGCUGCUUUUGGAGGAUUUCCAAGAACUGAAGGUUUAAAGAAGCUGCCCGUUUGUUACCGUGGAAACCAGCGGAGUGGAGCAGGUUAUGCCACCCCAAAGGCUUCCUGGAUCCCCAGCAGUGAAAGAGAAGGGCUGAUCCCGUCCUCCUCCAGGUUCCUGCCGUGCAGCCCUUCUUUCCCUCUUUCUCUCUCCUGCUUAUUCCCCUCUCCCAAAGACACAAACCCUACCUGGCCCCAACACCUAAACACUUUGACCUUUGUCACCCACUUCUUGGACCACUCUUGUUGGUCCAGUCACGUCCACCGCAUCAUCUUCCUCACAGCAAUUCCAUAGCCAGUCUCCCCUCAUUCCAGCCACACUAGUCCACUUCCCUGCAGGACCCUGCACGUUUUAGAGGUCUGCUCUACCCUCUGGCUGCUUGCCGGGCCCCAUGGCUACAGGAGGUCAUGCCCCUGACAUAGAUGUGUUAAUAAACCUACAGCAGGUAAGGGUGGAAGAGGAAGAUGAGGAUGGAUGCGUGGAGGACCAGGAGGAAGAAGAGGAGGAAGAGAACUGGGAGAAAGCUCUGUCCGUGGAGCGCUUUGCAGACAUCAUCAGUGACUCUGCUUCUACCAGUGGAGACAGGAUGGGGCGACACUACACUGAGAAAGACUUUGAGUAUCACAGACACACAUUUCACCAUAUGCACCACCCCUUGUCCACUCACCUGCCCGUGCCCCAGCGUUUACGGAAAAGGGUACACAGCAUGGAGAAGAGGCGCAAAAAGAAGCGCAGGAAAAAAAAGACUUCGCUGCCGCCUUCUGACGUUACGCCUACCAUACACGAGGUAGACGAGGAAGAGGCGGAGUCGGAGACCGAAGGGCAAGGGGUGGCUGUCACUCACACAGAGCUCCCUGAGGUCCAGCCACAGUUUAGUUUGGGGAGCCAAGAGGACUUGGGGGAACCCCUUCACCACACUAUCGUCCACACGGAAAACGAAGAACAACCUUUGUCGAGGAAAACAACUGCGCUCACUCUGACAAAGGGGGCGGCUCAUAAUGGGGGAAUAACUGUUACUGGACAGAACGAUGACAUGGAUGGAGGAGAAGCAGCAUGCGACAGCGUUCCCUCAGGAUCAGAUCCCUCAAGUUCAAUCACACCUCAUGGCUGGUUCCGCAAGAAGCCUGUCCACCACCGUGUGCCGGGCACCCAGCGAAGCAACUACGACCUGCGGGAGCGGAUCUGCAUCGGCAGCAUGACUGCCCUGGAGACUGCCGUCUAUCAGCAGGUGCCCACUGAUGAGGCUGAAGCCCAAAUGUUGGUCAGCGCUGAUCUGGAUGACAUGAAAAGUCACAGAUUUGAGGAUAACCCUGGGGUGCGUCGGCACCUGGUGAAGAAGUCGUCCCGAUGUCACAUGAGCCGAACCAGCAACAGUUCUACGCCGCUGUCCAGCCUGAAGAAGAAGAAGAGGGCUGCGGAAAAGAAAACUCACGAGUUGUUUGUGGAGCUGAACGAGCUGAUUGUGGAGAAGGACCAUGAAAUGCGAUGGAAGGAGCGUGCUCGCUGGAUCAAGUUCGAGGAGGAUGUGGACGAUGAGACAGACCGCUGGGGAAAACCUCAUGUGGCCUCGCUGUCCUUCCGCAGCUUGCUGGAGCUUCGCCGCACCAUCACACAUGGUGCCAUCCUAUUGGACCUCGACCAGACCUCUCUGCCCGGCAUCGCCCACCUGGUCGUGGAGACGAUGAUCAUUUCCGAUCAGAUCAGAGCCGAGGACAGGCCCAACGUUCUUCGGGCCCUGCUUCUCAAACACAGCCAUCUAAGCGAUCACAAAAAUCGUUUUCAUCGCCACCACUCAUCCAGCAGUCUUCAUGGCAGCUACAACCACAACCACGUCCACGACACCAACCAGCCAUUGGUGUCCGAAGAGCACGAUGAGCACCACGAACACAAAGGACCCGUGUACGAUCCCAAACAAGACGUUUUUGUUAGCCUGUUUAAAUCUCUCCACCCUCUGCCGGAGACUCAUCCAGCCACAGCCAGAUCUAUGAAACUUCUCGCCAAGAUUCCCAAAGACGCUGAGGCGGUCAUUGUUUUAGUUGGUUGUGUUGAAUUUCUGGAGCAGCCGGCUAUGGCCUUUGUCAGGCUGAGCGAGGCAGUCCUUCUGGAGUCGGUGCUUGAGGUUCCCGUCCCUGUUCGAUUUAUUUUCGUCCUUCUCGGUCCCAGUCAGUCCAACAUGGACUAUCAUGAAAUUGGACGUUCUUUCUCCACUCUCAUGUCAGACAAGAACUUCCAUGAGGUUGCCUACUUUGCUGAUGACAGACAAGACCUCCUGAAUGGCAUCAAUGAAUUCCUGGACUAUAGCAUCGUGAUUCCACCAUCAGACGUGGAGGGAAAAGACCUCCUGAAGACAGUGGCUGACUUCCAGAAGCAGAUGCUGCGGAAGAGAAAGGAAAGAGAGCUCAAGAAGCACAGCUCCUUAAUUGGAGUAGAGUCAGAAAUCAAAGAGUUGAGUCCUGAGGAGGAGGAGGAGGGAGAACAGGAAGUGGAUCCAUUAAAGCGCUCAGGAAUGCCGUUUGGAGGUUUGAUUCACGACAUCCGCAGGCGUUACCCGCAAUAUGCGAGCGACUUAAAAGACGCCCUGGACAUGCAGUGCAUUGCUGCUGUCAUCUUCAUCUAUUUUGCCGCACUGUCACCCACUAUUACCUUUGGAGGCCUCCUGGGAGAGAAAACAGAAGGCAUGAUGGGAGUGACUGAACUCAUUGUUUCCACUGCAACUAUCGGAGUUAUAUUCUCACUGCUUGCUGGACAACCCCUUCUCAUCACUGGCUUCUCUGGACCCUUACUGGUGUUUGAAGAGGCCUUCUAUAAGUUUUGUCAGGUCUACAACUUUGAGUACCUGACUGGUCGAGUGUGGAUCGGCUUCUGGCUCAUCUUCAUCGUCCUGGUGAUUGUGGCAGCAGAGGGUAGCUUCCUUGUCCGCUACAUCUCACCUUUUACACAGGAGAUUUUCGCUUUCCUCAUCUCCCUCAUCUUCAUCUAUGAAACUUUCUCUAAGCUCAUCAAGGUUUUUAAGGAACAUCCACUGAUGACAGUGUAUCCCACUGACGCCAGUGGGUCUCAAAAUUUUGAUGGUCCCAUAUACAACCAGCCUAACACUGCUCUUCUUUCUCUGGUGCUCAUGAUGGGCACUUUCUUUGUUGCAUUCUUUCUCAGGAAGUUUCGAAACAGCCGGUUUUUAGGUGGCAAGGCCAGAAGGAUUAUCGGUGACUUUGGCAUCCCGAUCUCAAUCUUAGUUUCAGUACUGGUGGAUUACGCCAUUACUGACACUUACACACAGAAACUCAAUGUGCCAUCAGGUUUUUCUGUCACGUCUCCUGAUAAGAGAGGUUGGUUUAUCAGCCCCUUUGGUGACAAGAAGCCCUUCCCCACUUGGAUGAUGGGGGCGUCUGUUGUUCCUGCCCUGCUUGUGUUCAUUCUUAUUUUCAUGGAAACUCAAAUCACUUCGUUGAUAGUCAGUAAGAAGGAGCGUCGGCUGGUUAAAGGCUCCGGCUUCCAUCUGGAUCUCCUGCUCAUUGUCAUCCUGGGUGCCCUCUGCCCCCUUUUUGGCUUGCCGUGGCUCACGGCAGCCACUGUGCGCUCUGUCACUCAUGUUAACGCGCUCACAGUGAUGAGCAAGGCCACGGCUCCUGGAGAAAAGCCCAUGAUCCAGGAGGUGAAAGAGCAGAGGCUCACCGGACUUCUUGUGGCUGUGCUUGUUGGUAUGUCCAUAGUGAUGACAGAUAUUCUCCGCCUCAUCCCUCUGGCUGUGCUCUUCGGGAUCUUCCUGUACAUGGGGGUCACCUCUCUGACGGGCAUCCAGCUGUACGAACGCAUAACGCUUAUGGUCACGCCUGCCAAGCACCACCCGGACCACAUCUACGUCACCAAGGUGAAGACAUGGCGCAUGAACAUGUUUACCAUCACCCAGCUGGCAUGCAUCGUGGCUCUGUGGGUAGUGAAGUCUACUGCGGCCUCCCUGGCGUUCCCCUUCGUCCUCAUCAUGACGGUGCCGCUGCGACGCCUCAUCCUCUCCAGGAUCUUCGAGGAGCGUGAGCUCCAGGCGCUGGAUUGUGAUGAAGAUUCGCCCAACUUUGAUGAAGACGGACGAGAUGAGUACAAUGAGAUCCACAUGCUUGUAUAAAUUUAAGCUGGAGUCAGCUAAAAGGAUCACCUACACCCUGCAGGUCUGACCGAUCGGAGGAAGCAAAUCUUGGAAACCUCAUUGUCUCUGGAUAGCAAGAGGAGCUUCUGCAAUGGUGUUUGUAAAAUAUACAGAAUCUAUAGCUGGAUAAGCACUUUUUACCUUUAUUUAAUCCAUUUUUUUUAAAGCACAUCUAAUGUUAGAUCUUUGUGGUGGUGUCGAUGUCUUAACCCUGACAGAAAUAGCUCUGAAUGCAUACCUGAAGUGGGCUAUACCAAAUCUAGCAACAUACAUAACUUAUAUGAACUCUUUUUACCUGAUGUCUCCCUUUAAUUAGUCUGCAGGUUCUGGGCAUAAGUGCAAUGAUAACGGGGACCUUUAGGACUGCAGCAGGCUUGAUUAAUUCAGGCUUAUUUUGGCACUGAUCUGCGAGAAAGGAAAACUUUUCUUUAAUGAGGAGAGGAUUUCAAUCAAACUUAAUAAUUUUUUUCAGAUGAACUUUCUCUAAAUGUAAAGCCUUCAAUUGGUUUUACUGCCUCUGUUGUUAAACUGCCUUUUUCCUUUGUAUUACUGCCUUUGUCUAUAGGUUGCAAUGGUGUGCAAACAAGCAGUUAAGUCAGUCCUUUUCCUUUCUGUACAGACUUGUAGGAAAAAAGGUCACGUUUCUCUCUGCCAACCCAGCUCCCUGGCACAAGUCCUCAUCUCUAAAUGUAGUCUCCCGUGAAUCCAAAAUCCCCUAGAGACUGUGCCUCUUCAUGGGCUGCCACUGUACUUUUUUAAGGUGAUUAAAGCCCUCCACUGAUCCCAUUAUUAUGACCUUGGAUGUAUAAGUAAAUAGCUAACAUGGUCUAAACCUAUUUUUCUACUUUGUUGUAUCUAUUUAUUUUGUGACCUUUUGGACUUAACGCUAUACCAUGUUCUUAGUGGUAUUUAGAUUUCGGAUAGCUUAAGCUACUGUUAGAGUUAGUGUAAAAUAUAAAGAACAUUGUGUAGAGUGACACGUUAAAAACAGAAAAAUGUGUCUUUAUUUAAAGUAUCUGUCAGUUUUUUGCUAAAUUUGGUAUAUUUUUUAAGAGAUGUCAUGAAUAACGCACUUGGCUAACACAGACACGAUAGUAAUGAAAAUAAUGGGGAGUAUUUAAACAUUUGCAGGAUGCAUCAAGGUUGCAUUGCACAGACAGACUGUGAGCUUGGGAUUGUAAUUUACCAUCUAUUAGAGUUAUCCUAUAUUGCAACUAACACCUGCUGCUUCAAUAGGUACACCUGUUCAUCUCUUUGUUAUCGCAAAUCUAAUCAGUCAAUCGUACUGCAGCAACUGCAGUAAUGUAUGUAUGCAUAUAGACAUAGUCAAGAUGACUUCUUGAAAUUUGUCCAAGCAUCAGAUUUGGGAAGAAAGGUGUUUUUAAGUGACUUUAAGUGUGACAUGGUAGUCGGUGAUAGGCAGUCUGGUCCGAGUAUUUCCGAAACUGCUGAUUUGCUAGGAUUUCCCCACAAAAUCAUCUCAAGGGUUUAUACAGAAUGGUCUGAAAAAGACCAUUCAGUUCUCUUUCUGGGUGAAAAUGCAUAGCUGAUGCCAGAGGUCAGAGGAGAUUCUGCUUUGAGCUGAUAGGAAGGCAGCAGUAGCUAAAUUAACUACUCAUUGCAGCCAAGGUAUGCAGAAGAACAUCUUGGAAUGAACAACAUAUUGAACCUUGAAUCGGAUGAGCUACAACAGCAGAAGACCACACUGUAUAUCAUUUUUGAUGGCUCGUUCCUGCAGGAUGCAUGCCAGGUCAAAAACCUCAAAUGCCCUCCACCAGAUCUCAAAAGGGGGUCCAACCUGGUACUACCUAAGGCAGGGGUGUCGAACUCCAGGCCUCGAGGGCCGGUGUCCUGCAGGUUUUAGAUCUCACCCUGGGUCAACACACUUGAAUCAAGUGAUCACUUCACUACCAGGCCUCUGGAGAACUUAAAGACAUGUUGAGGAGGUAAUUUAGCCAUCUAAAUCAGCUGUGUU